Zophobas morio is the source of this 1961-nucleotide messenger RNA. RefSeq lists its product as uncharacterized. The transcript has 19 exons. Lineage: Eukaryota; Metazoa; Arthropoda; Insecta; Coleoptera; Tenebrionidae. Bases 36 to 1835 code for a protein of 599 amino acids. The record is from RefSeq and is a predicted model, not a curated record.
AAGAGAAGGAUGAAGUUUUUUCUAAUGUACUUUCCAUGUCUUCUGUUACCGGUGUUUCGGAAAAGACACUAAUUUGGGCUAAGAAUGAACUUUUGCUUAGCACAGAAUUUAUUUAUGUAAAUAACAAAGCUAAGAUUCUAUUAGGUUGUAUGCGCUGCCUUUAUGAAGAUGAGAACUUUCUGAAAUUAUCAGAGAAAGUUUUAAUCGACUGUCUUAUAGAAUUACUAGGGACCCAAAGCAUAGUACACCAGUCGACGGCUUUUGAAAUAUGCCGAUCAUUAUGCAAAAGUUUCAAAGUAGAAGCAGACACCAGAAUUCUGACGUUACAAGUAUUAAGCAUUCAUGCUUAUCAACUGCUUUUGUGGGUCCUGAGAGAGUGCCCCAUCGCCUGCCCGCUCUGGGAUAACUGCUUGUGCUGCUUUUUCUAUGCAAUGGACUCUUUACCCUUCGAGCCCCUCGUCUCUGUCAUUGACAAGCUGGAUCCUUCGGUUCUCGGGGGCCUCUUCGAAAGUUCGCUUUUUCUUUCUUCUAUCUGGACCGACAAGCUCAUAAACUACUUCGAGCUCGCUUUCUUUGCAGAUAAGAUUCAACUCCGGGCUGAUAAGUUUGCUAUGCUCUGUGGCGGAUUAGGCUCUCUCGAACGUUCAACGUUUAUAGUUUGCAAAUGGAUAAAUAUGUUAGAACUGGGCGACCUCAAGGAACUGAAGAGCUUUGCGAGGAUCCUGCUAGCAGCGGCUUUGCAGGAGCAAAACGUUGUGUCGCCAUCUAAUCUUUUCUCCAUCAUUUCGAAUGCUGAGAGCUUCUGCGUUUUCUUGAAGAAAGUCUGCCUCUUACCCCCCUUGGCAUUUUCAGAAGCUGCCCUCCAAGAAUGCAAACCGCUCGCGAUGCUUUCUAGUAGUGCCGUUGACUGUAUAGCUCAAUUGCUUAGCUGCUUAGGAGACCUACUUGAGCGAGCACACAGACGGACCAUGAUGGGCAAGCUGUGUUCUAGUACAGCUUCCAUCAUACAUGGGUUACUCCACAGCGAGCUAGUAGAAGAUCGAGAUAAUGGGAUGAAAUGGCUUCUGCAGUUACUUUGCACAGGUGUAAUCGGCUGGUCUACGUUGGAAAGCAUUCUCAUCGGUAUUUUGGAAGCUCCACUACCGGAAGUUUAUUAUUUAGGAUACAAACCUGCACGCAAUACUACCCUACCCCACCAGGUGCAAAAGACCUUUUAUAUCAUUAUAAUGGCCGUGUUCGAACAGGCACGUUGCCUGCAGCCUCUACAUUUCGCGAAUGACGGCGAGUUAACGGCUUGGGUGAACUGCAUGCUAACUAAAAGUGUGGUUGACCAUGGAGAAAGUGGGCUUCAAAAUACACUAAUAGCAGCCCACAUCCUAUUUCUUUUGCUAUUGGACGUCAGAGAUCAGGAGCGUAACUUUCGUAGAGAGGAAAUUACAAAUAUGAUCCUACACGGCACUAAAGGCAUAAAGAAAAAAGCUUUAAACGCUAUUAAUUCGCUGUUAUUGAAGCAAUUAUAUUGCUUUCUUGCAAAUGCAGAAAGCAUUGAAAAAGAAAGUGCGAUGAAAACCAAACAGGCCAUGCUAGUAUUGCUUGUCCUUCAAAGUCAAGAAGAAGCUUUCUACAGAGCCAUCGGAGGGCCACAGUUUUUCAACAACCUCCUUGAAUCCAGCGACCCAUUUGUGUUGCUUGUUGCUAGCGAGUUCUUAAUUAACAGGGUUUCUUUAUUAGGAAAAGAUAUUCCUAAUGUUUUGGUUAAGAAACACGUUUGGAGCGCCACUGAAACGCACCCUUUAAAAAAACUUAACAAAUUAAGAAAUUUUUUAACCUGUUGAUUUCGUAGGCUAUAAUUCCGAGCACCUGUAUAUUAUGGACAGCAGAGUAAUAUUAUAAAUAUGAAGUAUAAUAAAACUAAAUCGAAGUAGCGAAGAGCACCGUACAAUUAUUUGAAUAUUACAGAC